Messenger RNA from Artibeus jamaicensis (Jamaican fruit-eating bat), 2071 nucleotides. It is a transcript of the gene AURKB, whose product is annotated as aurora kinase B. The transcript has 9 exons. NCBI's taxonomy places the organism in Eukaryota, Metazoa, Chordata, Mammalia, Chiroptera, Phyllostomidae. Bases 87 to 1106 code for a protein of 339 amino acids. Gene Ontology annotation, biological process: protein phosphorylation; regulation of cytokinesis; mitotic spindle organization. The record is from RefSeq and is a predicted model, not a curated record. Gene Ontology annotation, cellular component: spindle pole centrosome; spindle midzone; chromosome passenger complex. Gene Ontology annotation, molecular function: ATP binding; protein kinase activity.
UUGAAAGGACCUCAGCAGGGGCGCGGCCGGGACGAUUCAGUCGUUUGCUAGCGCCCAGGAGGUUGGCUGUGCCACGGGUCUCGGGGAUGACUCAGAAGGAGAACGCCUACCCCUGGCCCUACAGCCGGCAGAUGGCUCCAUCUGGCCUGAACACCCUACCACAAAGAGUCCUCCGGAAGGAGCUUACCACCCCAUCUUCGCUUGUCCUCAUGAGCUGCUCCAAUGCCCACCCCACAGCUGCUGCUGGCCAGGACAGCUGUGGGACACCCAACUCAAUGCGGACCUUCACAAUUGACGACUUUGAGAUCGGGCGUCCUCUGGGCAAAGGCAAGUUUGGAAAUGUGUACUUGGCUCGGGAGAAGAAAAGCCGUUUCAUCGUGGCACUCAAGGUCCUCUUCAAGUCUCAGAUAGAGAAGGAGGGUGUGGAGCACCAGCUUCGCAGGGAGAUCGAAAUCCAGGCCCAUCUGCAGCAUCCCAACAUCUUGCGUCUCUACAACUAUUUCUAUGACCGUCGAAGGAUCUACUUGAUUCUGGAGUAUGCCCCCCGAGGGGAGCUCUAUAAGGAGCUGCAGAAGAGCCGCACUUUUGACGAGCAGCGAACUGCCACGAUCAUGGAGGAACUGGCAGACGCAUUGAUGUACUGCCAUGCGAAGAAGGUGAUUCACAGAGACAUAAAGCCAGAGAAUCUGCUCUUGGGGCUCCAGGGAGAGCUGAAGAUCGCUGACUUUGGCUGGUCUGUACACGCCCCCUCCCUGAGGAGGAAGACGAUGUGCGGCACCCUGGACUACCUGCCGCCAGAGAUGAUUGAGGGGCGCAUGCACAAUGAGAAGGUGGACCUGUGGUGCAUCGGGGUACUCUGCUAUGAGCUGCUGGUGGGAAACCCCCCCUUUGAGAGUGCUUCGCACAAUGAAACAUACCGGCGCAUCGUCAAGGUGGACCUGAAGUUCCCCUCUUCUGUGCCCGUGGGAGCCCAGGACCUCAUCUCCAAGCUGCUCAAACAUAACCCCUCAGACCGACUGCCUCUGGCUCAGGUCUCAGCCCACCCUUGGGUCCGGGCCCACUCUCGGAGGGUGCUACCACCCUCGGCCCUUCAGUCUGUCUCCUGAAUCGUCCCUGUCAUUUACUCAGUUAUAUCUAUAUUUUGUAUGUUUGUAUAUGUGUAGUUGGAAGGAGGGGUCUCUGGCCUGUUCCCUUAUCUGUCUUCUACCUCCUUUUUAUUUAAUAAAGGCUGAAACGUUUUAUAAUGAUGAGUAUAGAUGUUUACAGGUGGAGACUUCACUGGGGAGGAAGCUGGUCCCCUACAGGGAGGAGGGUGGGGAGUUGCCUGCUCUGGACGCCAGGGACUCCUACCGCAUCGUGCCCCUGGUAGCAGCUGCCCUCGGCUCUGAUACUGGCCUGGUCAGUGGCCAGCCACCUUGCCCCCACUGUCUUUACUUUCCCCUGCUCUGAUUCCCAGAGUCUGGACCCACUGGGGACCUGGGCUCUGCUCUGCUAAGCCUGAUCUCUGCCCACCUCUCACUUUUCACUCUCAACUGCCUGACCUCUAGUGUUUCUCCUGGUUCAGUCCCUGCCAACCUAGGAGCAACUGAACAGUGCUGUUCCCUAGAAGUUGUCCUGUUCUCUUUGUUUUAUUGCUCUGGUCAGGAUCUGAUACAGGAGUCAGUAGAAGCAGUACAGAUGGUAUCUCAUUUCUGACUCAGGUUUCACUGUUAAAUAGAUUGUUUGCGGUAGGUUCACCCUCAUUUUGCAGGUAAAGCAACUGAGACACAUGAUCUACCAAAAGUCACACAACUAGUAAGGGGAGCCCAGUUUUAAAACUUCAUAUUUAAUACUGUGCUAGAAUGGUAUAAUCUUGCCUUUUCAUAACACACACAUUUAUUGUAUAUGUAUAUAUAUCACAGAAGUGGAACAAGAAUUACAGUUUUUGCUGUUAUUAAGUAUAGCCUAAAAAAAAUCCUUUAUCAGGUUAAAGUAGGCCUGUUCUCUUUUUUUUGGUAAGGGUUUGGGUUGUUAGUAUCAGUAGGUGUUCACUUUUCAUCAAAUGCUUUUCCUGUAUUGAUUCUUUGCUCUU